CGAGUACGAUCCCCGAGCUAGAGCGAGAGCGCGAGAUCGGGGAUGGCCCUCUCGGUGGCGCGCCACCGCCGCGCGGCGGCGGCGGCGCCGUCGUCGUCGUCGUCGUCGUCGCCGGAGCGGUACACGAAGGAGGGGAAGGAGGGGCGGAGAGGGGAGGCGGAGGAGGGAGGCAGAGCGAUGUGGUGGGUGGUGCCCAUGGUGGCGCUGGGUAUGCUGCGGCACAUGAGCGCCACCUCCAACAUCAUCCACGACUGCGACGAGGUCUUCAACUACUGGGAGCCCCUCCACUUCCUCCUCUACAAAUCCGGGUUCCAAACCUGGGAGUAUAGCUCUGAGUUUGCCCUUAGGUCGUAUUUAUACAUUUUCCUUCAUGCAAUAGUAGCUGGGCCUGCUUCAAAAAUCUUCAAUGAGGAUAAGGUUCGAGUCUUUUAUUCGGUAAGACUCUUUCUUGGUCUCAUCUCAACUAUUACGGAAACAAUGCUGGUGGUUGCCCUUUCAAGGAGAUAUGGGAAGAGACUUGCUUGGUAUACUCUUGCAAUGCUAUGUUUAACCAGUGGUUGUUUCUUCGCAAGCACAAGUUUCCUACCGAGUACCUUCUCCAUGUAUGCUGUCACUCUCUCAUCAGCACUAUUCCUUCUCAGGAAGUAUGCUCUUGCAGUCUCUGUUGCAGCUGCUGGGGUGAUUCUUGGUUGGCCUUUCUCUAUUUUGGUUGUUCUUCCAGUCACAGUCUACUCAUUAAUCCGGGGGCCAUUCAAACGAGUAUUUUUAGCAGGACUAUUAACUUCGCUAAGCCUUCUCGCUUUAUCAGUAUUUGCUGAUUAUUACUGCUAUGGAAGAUGGACAUCCUCGGUGUUCAAUCUCUUGAAGUACAAUGUAUUGGGGGGUGGUGAGAGCCACUUGUAUGGAACUGAAGAAAUGUCCUUUUAUUUCAGGAAUGGGUUCAACAACUUCAACUUUUGCUUUGUUCUUGCCUUACUUUUUGUGGCAAUUCUACCAAUUGCAAAGAAGAAAUACGCCCCUGAUCUAGUAAUUGUUGUCUCCCCUGUGUAUAUAUGGUUGGCGUUUAUGUCUUUGCAGGCCCACAAAGAAGAAAGGUUUCUAUAUCCAAUAUAUCCACUAAUAUGCAUUGCAGCCACAGCCGUCAUCGAUAGUUUUCCAGAUCUUUUCCGCGAUCAGUUUGCGACUGAUGAGUCUCUCAUUGUUAAGAUCGCAAAAGGAUUUAGACCUUUGUUUCUCGGCCUUAUACUAUGUGCGUCACACAGUCGUACGUUCUCCAUCUUGAAUGGAUACUCUGCUCCUCUUCAGAUCUACAAACACUUAGAGCAUCAUGAAGAAAUUGGAACUGGAUCUUUAUUCUGUGUCGGAAGUGAGUGGCAUCGCUAUCCUUCAUCCUUCUUCGUGCCCUCUGACAUCCGUGAAGUCCGCUGGAUCGAUGAUGGAUUUCGAGGCCUUCUUCCAUUUCCUUUCAACACAACUUUGGGAGGCACCAAAGCUGCUCCACCUUACUUCAACAAUAAGAACAAGGCUGCCGAGGGGCAAUACUUAGAGGAUAUUGGGGCCUGUGACCUAUUGAUAGAGCUCGACUUGAAACGUCAGCAUCCUGCACGAGGAAGUGACUUGUCGACGUGGGAGACCCUGGCCGCUAUUCCUUUCCUUGAUAGAGAACGAUCGCCCGCAACGUACCGAUCAUUCUUUAUCCCGUACAAAUGGCAAGAGAAGAAUGUCUUUGGCUUGUACAAGCUGCUGAGAAGACUACCGAGGAGCCACUGAGAGCAAACAGAAGUGAAUUCGUUGCUCGCGUUGGGGGCUGCUGCUUUUGUUGUUUGUGUGGCUUCACUGGACUUCCAACUUAAAAAUAGAUUGUGCCUUUGUAAGCUUAUCCAGGCCUUCAAUAGGUUCCUUUUUCUUUUUUUUCGUCGGUUGAGCUGAAGAACAAAUUUUGUAUGAUGUAGUUCCACUAAUUCGCACCAAAACUGUGGGAUGCUUAUGUUUGCAAACUAACAACACCCUUGCUUUAUUCUUGUUU
Molecule: messenger RNA, 2026 nt
Organism: Ananas comosus (pineapple)
Lineage: Eukaryota; Viridiplantae; Streptophyta; Magnoliopsida; Poales; Bromeliaceae
Product: dol-P-Man:Man(6)GlcNAc(2)-PP-Dol alpha-1,2-mannosyltransferase
Exons: 10
Coding region: 43-1770 (575 amino acids)
Biological process (GO): protein N-linked glycosylation
Cellular component (GO): endoplasmic reticulum membrane
Molecular function (GO): alpha-1,2-mannosyltransferase activity
Source: RefSeq, a predicted model, not a curated record